AUGAAUUCCUCUGCCAAUGUCAAAAUAGGAGGUUAUGAUAUCCCAUCAAAUACAGGGAAAUUCAUCAAUAUUUGGGCAAUUCAGAGGGAUCCAAAUACUUGGAAAAAACAGAGGAGUUCUAUCCAGAAAGAUUUGGACCCUAUUGAUUUCAAGGGUCAAGAUUUUGAAUUCAUCCAAUUUGGAUCUGGAAGAAGAGGGCGCCCUGGAGUGUCAUUUGGUCUUGCAGUGGUGGAACUUCUAGUUGCGAAUCUCUUGUACCGGUUUGACUGGAAAUUGCCAGGUGGUGCUUCAUGUGAGGAUCUAGACAUGACUGAAGAUUUUGGGAUGGGAGCAGUUUGUAACUCAAGAAAUGAAGCUAUAGUAUAG
Messenger RNA from Papaver somniferum (opium poppy), 366 nucleotides. Its product is annotated as cytochrome P450 71B11-like. The transcript is spliced from 2 exons. Gene Ontology annotation, molecular function: heme binding; monooxygenase activity; iron ion binding. The record is from RefSeq and is a predicted model, not a curated record. Bases 1 to 366 code for a protein of 121 amino acids. Lineage: Eukaryota; Viridiplantae; Streptophyta; Magnoliopsida; Ranunculales; Papaveraceae.